AUGGACCUGAAACUGCUUUUGCUAUCUGCACUGGUAGGAGUCUUCUGCAAUGCUCAAAAAGAGGGGAAUGAGUGCAUCAGUGCUAAUGCCAGAUACUGUGGAGAAUGCAUCCAGGCUGGAGCAAAAUGUGGCUGGUGUACAGAUCCAGACUUCCUAAAGCAAGGAGAGACAGUUUCUACCCGAUGUGACGAGCUUCAGUCUCUUAGAAACCGAGGUUGUCAAGAGAGGUUGAUAGAGAACCCUCGUGGAGAAAAAAGGAUCCUCCAGAACAAAAUGGUGACAAACCGCAGAAAGGGAGCCGAGAAACUAGAGCCGGAAGAAAUCACUCAGAUCCAACCUCAGAAGCUCACUCUCACCCUCAGAUCAGGUGAGCCCCAGUCUUUCAACCUGACCUUCAAGCGGGCAGAAGAUUAUCCCAUUGACCUGUACUACCUGAUGGACCUUUCUUACUCCAUGAAAGACGAUCUGGAGAAUGUGAAGAACUUGGGGACCAGUUUAAUGCUAGAAAUGUCAAAGAUCACAUCUGACUUCAGGAUAGGCUUUGGUUCUUUUGUGGAGAAGACAGUUAUGCCAUACAUCAGUACCACCCCAGCCAAGUUGUUGAACCCCUGUACCGGUGACCAGAACUGCACCAGCCCAUUCAGCUACAAGAACGUCCUUAAGCUCACAAGUGAUGGCAAAAAGUUCAACACCCUUGUAGGCCAGCAGCAUAUUUCUGGAAAUCUGGACUCUCCUGAGGGGGGCUUUGAUGCCAUCAUGCAAGUUGCUGUGUGUGGGGAGCAGAUUGGGUGGAGGAAUGUGACUCGCCUGCUGGUGUUUUCCACUGAUGCUGGCUUCCACUUUGCAGGAGAUGGCAAGCUAGGUGGCAUAGUACUGCCUAAUGAUGGAAAAUGUCACUUGGAAAACAAUUCGUACACCAUGAGCCACUACUAUGACUAUCCCUCGAUUGCUCACUUGGUUCAAAAGCUGAGUGACAACAACAUUCAAACCAUUUUUGCUGUCACAGAGGAGUUUCAGCCUGUUUACCAAGAGCUGAGAAAUCUGAUACCAAAAUCUGCAGUGGGCACCCUGUCUGCCAAUUCAAGCAAUGUUAUCAACCUUAUUAUAGAUGCAUACAAUUCACUUUCAUCUGAGGUCAUUCUGGAGAACAGCAAGCUUCCAGAAGGAGUGACCAUUGCUUACACAUCCCGCUGUAAGAAUGGAGCAAUUACAGAGGGUGAAAAUGGACGAAAGUGCUCCAACAUAUCAAUCGGAGAUGAGGUCACUUUUACCAUUAGUGUGACAUCUAAAGGCUGUCCAAAGCAAGGAAAGUCGGAGACAAUCAAGAUAAAGCCUUUAGGAUUUACAGAAGAGGUCGAGAUUACCCUCAACUUUAUUUGUGAGUGUGAAUGCCAUAAGGAGGGUGUGGCCAAAAGUGACAACUGCCACUUUGGGAAUGGGACCUAUGAAUGUGGAGCCUGCAAGUGUUAUGAGGGACGCGUUGGCAAAAUGUGUGAAUGCAGCAGCAAUGAUGUGGCCACAGAGGACAUGGACCGCACCUGCCGCAAAGACAAUGGCACUGACAUAUGCAGCAACAAUGGCGACUGUGUGUGCGGCACGUGCGAGUGUAAGAAAAGAGACAACCCAGAGGAGCGGUAUAGUGGGCAGUACUGCGAGUGUGACAACUUCAAUUGUGACCGCUCAGGGAACAAACUGUGUGGAGGGCACGGACGUUGUGAGUGCAGAGUAUGCAUCUGCGACAACAUGUGGACUGGAAGCGCCUGUGACUGUUCGUUGGAUACUAGCACUUGUCUGGCAAGCAACAAACAGAUUUGUAAUGGCAGAGGGAAGUGUGAAUGUGGGACCUGCAAGUGCACCGACCCCAAAUUCCAAGGUCCCACCUGUGAAACAUGCCCUACUUGUCCAGGGGUGUGCACUGAACACAAAGAGUGCGUCCAGUGUCGGGCAUUCGGCACAGGUGAAAUGAAGGAAACGUGCGAACGGGACUGUAGCUACUUCAACUUGAUCAAAGUGAAGGACCGGGAUAAGCUUCCUCAGCCCAACGAUGCCGCCUACCCUGUGAUGCACUGUAAGGAGAGAGACGCCAAUGACUGCUGGUUCUACUACACUUAUGCUGUCAACAACAAUACUGAGAAGGAGGUCCAUGUGGUUGAAACUCUGGAUUGUCCUGCUGGUCCUGACAUCAUCCCCAUUGUUCUGGGUGUAGUUGCUGGCAUUGUCUUGAUUGGAUUAGCACUUCUGCUCAUUUGGAAGCUGCUGACAAUCAUUCAUGACAGAAGAGAGUUUGCCAAAUUUGAGAAGGAGAAGAUGAAUGCCAAAUGGGAUACGCAAGAAAAUCCCAUAUACAAGAGUCCUAUCAAUCAGUUCCAGAAUCCAAACUAUGGACGUAGAGCUGCUGUUCUUUAA
This is a messenger RNA of Nerophis lumbriciformis (worm pipefish), 2406 nucleotides long. Lineage: Eukaryota; Metazoa; Chordata; Actinopteri; Syngnathiformes; Syngnathidae. The record is from RefSeq and is a predicted model, not a curated record.